This is a messenger RNA of Aureococcus anophagefferens, 1635 nucleotides long. RefSeq lists its product as hypothetical. Gene Ontology annotation, molecular function: nucleic acid binding; RNA helicase activity; ATP binding. The transcript has a single exon. Lineage: Eukaryota; Pelagophyceae; Pelagomonadales; Pelagomonadaceae. The record is from RefSeq and is a predicted model, not a curated record. The annotation marks the transcript as partial.
AUGAGCGGCGUGUCCGAGGACGCCGCGGGCCGCGGGCGGCGCGCGGACAAGGUCGGCGAGCAGCGGAGCGCGCACGACGCCGCGGACGACGCGGCCAUCGAGGCGGGCGUCUUCGACGAGGUCGUCACCGAGGCCGCGGGCGGCGGCGCGAUCAACUUCGACGAGCUCGGCCUCUGCCGCUGCCUGCUCCGGGCCGUCGCGGCGCUGGGCUUCUCGCGGCCGACGGCGAUCCAGGAGCGCGUCGUGCCGCUGGCGCUCGCGGGCCGCGACGUCUGCGCGUCCGCCGCCACGGGCAGCGGCAAGACGGCCGCGUUCGGGCUGCCGCUCCUCGAGCGCGUCGUGCGCGCCAAGGCCGCCCACGGCAAGCCGACGAUCCGGGGCGUGAUCCUCCUGCCGACGCGGGAGCUCGCGGCGCAGUGCGAGGAGAUGGUGCGGGGGCUGGGCCAAUUCUCGGGCGCGGACGUCGCCCUCGUCGUCGGCGGCGCCAAGGACGUCAAGGUCCAGGAGCUCGCCCUGCGGCGCAAGCCCGACGUCGUCGUGGCGACGCCGGGCCGGCUGCUGGACCACCUCACGAACGGCCGCGGCGUCCACCUCGACGACGUCGAGUGCUGCGUGCUCGACGAGGCGGACCGCCUGCUCGAGCUCGGCUUCGAGGACGAGCUCCGCCAGCUGCUGGGCGCGCUGCCCGGCGGCUCGGAGCGGGGCAAGGGCGGCCGCGGCUCGGGCACCCGCCAGACCAUGCUCUUCUCCGCGACGUUCGGCGCCAAGGUCGAGAGCCUCGCGGCGCUGUCGCUCGUGCGGCCCGUGCGCGUGCGCGUGGCGUCGGGCCACGGCGCGGGCGGCGUCGCCGCCAAGCUCACGCAGGACUUCGUGCGCCUCAAAGCCGCGGAGGGCCGCGCCGAGGACGCGGAGCGCGAGGCGACGCUCCUCGCGCUGUUGACGCGGACCGUCGACCCGGCGUCGCAGGCCGUCGUCUUCUUCGACACCAAGGCGGCGACGCGGCGCGUCGGCGCGCUCCUCGAGGCGCUGCGGGCGCGGGGCGGCCUCAGCGGCCACGCGCUGCCACCCGCGACGGAGCUCCACGGCGGCCUCCGCCAGGCGCAGCGCGACGCGAAUUUGGCGCGCUUCGAGCGCGGCGACGCGGGCAUCCUGCUGUGCACGGACGUCGCCGCGCGGGGCCUGGACCUCGCCGGCGUCGGCGCCGUCGUCAACUUCGAGAUGCCGCGCACCGUGGCGACCUACGUGCACCGCGUGGGCCGCACGGCGCGCGCGGGCCGGUCCGGCCACGCGGUCACGCUCGUCGGCCCCCAGCGCCGCCAGGCGCUCAAGGAGUUCCUGCGGUCGCGCACGGCGCAGCUCGACGCGGCGCGCGACGCGGGCGACGCCGGCGCCGCCGCCGAGCUCGAGAGCGCGGGCCUCCGGUCGCGCGCCGUGCCGCCCGCGGUGCUCGCCGAGUGGCGCGACGCCGUCGGCGCCGCGGAGGCCGACGUCGCGGGCCUGUUGGCGCUCGCGGCGGCGGACCGCGAGCUCUCGCGCGCCGCCGAGGACGCCCAGCGCGCCGAGAACCUGCUCGUGCACGGCGCGGACAUCGCCGCGCGGCCGAAGCGCGAGUGGUUCCAGUCGUCGAAGCAGAAG